Messenger RNA from Ustilago hordei, 540 nucleotides. RefSeq lists its product as uncharacterized. The coding region runs from base 1 to 540 and encodes 179 amino acids. Gene Ontology annotation, cellular component: EMC complex. The record is from RefSeq and is a predicted model, not a curated record. NCBI's taxonomy places the organism in Eukaryota, Fungi, Basidiomycota, Ustilaginomycetes, Ustilaginales, Ustilaginaceae. Gene Ontology annotation, biological process: protein folding in endoplasmic reticulum. The transcript has 5 exons.
AUGUCGGCCACGAAACAACAGCCACUCUCGGCUUUCCGAGUUAACUACGCAAGCUCAUCAAAAUCCAAAGCAUCAAACAUGCCGGAUCCAAUCGGAUUCACUGACCGAGAUGCUGUCUCAAAGAAAGAAUCAAAGUCAAAAACAUCAUCAACUGCAGUAAUCCAAAGAGCAGACCCAGCAGCACUCAAAAUGGCCAAAGCUUGGGAACUAGCCUACUCGCCAGCCAAAUCUUUACCCAUGAACGCAAUCAUGCUGUACAUGAGUGGAUCAGGUGUACAGAUCUUCUCCAUGAUGGCUGUUGGAAUGCUCAUCACUGGUCCCAUCAAGGGCAUUUCGACUAUGAACUCAGCCUUCGACCGCCUCUCAUCAGCAGAUCAAAGCUUGUUGUUACCCAAGAUGCUAUUCAUCUUCUGUCAACUUGCAGGCCUCCUUCUAGGUCUAUACAAGUGUUGGAGUAUGGGAUUGCUUCCGACAGAAACAAGCGAUUGGUUGGCUUGGAGACAGGCACGAGUUCCACUCGAGUUCUCGCCCGUUCACUAG